AUGAAAAAUAGUCCUCGCCCCAUCUCCGCCGCCGCAUUAGCGUCCGCGGGCUCCCACCGCCUCCCCUACCCCCAUCCGCAUCUCCUCCUCCUCCGCCGCACGUCGGCCGCCCGCCGCGCGCCAUCCCCGCCGUCCGUCGAUGGGCCCCCGCGCGGCAGCACCGGGGCGAGCCCUGUCUGCGCGGACGCCUCCAAUCCUCCAUCGCCGCUCGACCGUCAGGAAGACGGAUCCGUCCUGGCCCCUCCGUUGCGGCAUGUGGCCGUACGAGCACGAGGGCGCUCGGCCGUGAACGCCGGCCAUGGCCUUGCUGGUGCCAGCAGCGCAGGAAUGAUAAAUGCAUUUAAGCUUAUCCAACCUAUGAAGGACAAAUACCCAGGUAUCACUUACGCUGAGUUGUUCCAGUUAGCAAGUGCUACGGCGUUUGAGGGAGUUGCUGAUCCGAAAAUAAUUCCAAUGACAAAUGGACGGGUUGAUGUCACGGUAGCUCAGCAGUGUCCACAUGAGGAGAGGUUUCCUGAUGCUGGCCCAUGUGAUCCUACUGAACUCCUUCGGGAGGUAUUCUAUACAAUGGGCCUUGAUGACAAGGAAAUUGUUGCACUAUCUGGAGCACACACAUGUGGGAGACCAAGGCCUGACCGGAGUGGCUGCGGAAAGCCAGAAACAAAAUAUGUUGUAUGUUUUUAUGGUCUGCCCGCUUCAGUUUAA
Messenger RNA from Miscanthus lutarioriparius, 705 nucleotides. NCBI's taxonomy places the organism in Eukaryota, Viridiplantae, Streptophyta, Magnoliopsida, Poales, Poaceae. The record is from the annotation of a GenBank genome assembly.